GGAUCACGAUCCAAACAUCACACUUAAGAGAAUGACCGAUGAGUGUAGACGGCUACAAAACACCAGGUACAACAAAAUAUUAAUUGAACAGAUAAAUCCGAAUUUGACUUACAGUAGUGUCAAUGCUAUUACUAGAUUAAGAGUUCAGAAGCUGAGAAUAUUAGAAACAACUCAUAACAAUUCAACGAAUGGCUGUUGGUUAUGUGGUGAUUGGCAUUAUGUACGAUUAAGCGCAUUUAAGGAGCAUGAAUUUCAGAUGUGCAACAAACGUAGACAUAAAGAAGGUUAUUGUCCAACGAACCAUAUAUCCUAAACCAAGAAUAAGCAUAACCAUCUUUAACGUAUUAUGAAGUCAGUCGAAUGUAAAUCAAAUUCUUGAGUAGCAGCUUUUCAAAUAGACUAUGGCAUUCAGAGG
Messenger RNA from Schistosoma mattheei, 415 nucleotides. Lineage: Eukaryota; Metazoa; Platyhelminthes; Trematoda; Strigeidida; Schistosomatidae. The record is from the annotation of a GenBank genome assembly.